Messenger RNA from Procambarus clarkii (red swamp crayfish), 2186 nucleotides. RefSeq names its product surfeit locus protein 6 homolog. The record is from RefSeq and is a predicted model, not a curated record. Lineage: Eukaryota; Metazoa; Arthropoda; Malacostraca; Decapoda; Cambaridae. Gene Ontology annotation, biological process: ribosomal large subunit biogenesis; ribosomal small subunit biogenesis. Gene Ontology annotation, molecular function: DNA binding; RNA binding. Gene Ontology annotation, cellular component: nucleolus.
GAGGAGGGAAGAGGUGAUGGCGGGCGGGCCAUGUGCGACUCAAGGAAGGAGGAGGAGGAGGUGGUACAGGUUCUUCAGGCUCCGCUACUCUUGUCUCUCUCUCCUGGCCCUCGUGGACCCCCACGGCUGUUGUGGUAGUGAACCUUGAGCACCAGCUCGGCCACAGGUCAGCCGAGGAAGCAAGAGUUGCAGUAAUUUCGUAACCUAGUUCAGAAAUAAAUUACUGUAAUAAUGGCGUGUGAAUUGGAUGUUAAUGACACGUUAACGAUGGGCGAGAGGUCAAAAUCCAAGAAAAAGAAAUGCAAGAACCGCAAGAAUAAAAGACAUGAUACAGAAGAAGAUACAGAGACAGUGGCAGAAAAUAUUGUCUAUGAUAAAAGUAAAAAAAAGAGAAAAUUGGAAUGUACGGGCAUAAAUAAUGAUGUGGAAAGUGAAGAUGUUGUGCUUGAUAAACAGGGAUCAAGUAAAAAGAAGAAAAAGAAAAAGAAGUCUAAAAGUACAGAAGGAAAAGAGAGAGGGAGCAAAGAGGUGUUAGACAAUGGUGAGGUGGAAGAUGUAGCAGAAAGUGUAGACAGCGGGUGCAUUGUAGACAGCAAUUCUGAUAUUAUAUCAAAUUUGUCUGAUUGGCCACAAGUUCAGAGUGCUUUACUGGAAGAAAAUAAGUUUAUAACUAAUUUUUUAACAUGGCUCCCUGCUAAGAAAGUUUCCUUUGAAGAGAGUGCAGGUACGAGUAAUAAAAGGCAGAAAGAGGAGGAAUCUUCAAGGCAAAACCAAAUUAAAGGUGGUGUAGGGUUUUCAGACCUUGAUGAACUCCAGGAGAAAUAUUCAAGUACAUUGGCAAAUUUAAAAAGUACUAGGAAAAAGAAAUUGUGGGACCCUGCAACACGAAGAAAAGAAGCAAAAUUGAACAAAAAACUCAACAGAUUAAAGAAACGUAAAACUAAGAGACUUCAAAAGAAUACCAAACUGGAAAAAUUACAAUUUGAAGCGGAGGUCAAAGAAAAUGGUUAUAAUCAGGACUCAAAGCCCAAAAAACCAAUCUACAAUAAGAAAGGACAGCUAGUGUUUAGCAAAUUUGACUUUUCAAAUGAUUCCACUACUGGAGAUAUUGACACUAACUUGAAGCCUAAAGACCUGAAGCAGUUGCUGUCACAGGCUCUCAAGGAGAAAGAAAAGGUUAAAAGGAUGGAGCAGAAAGGUGAAACAGAAAAGGCUGCCGGAGUAAUUGAACAGAAAGCAUGGUCAGGUGCACUGCAGAAAGCAGAAGGAUUAAAAGUACGAAAUGAUGUAGAUUUAAUUAAGAAGUCCAUCAAGAAGAAAGAAUCAAGCAAGAAAACCAGUCAGAAAAAUUGGGAAGAGCGCAAACAAACCAUAGAAAAGAAAAAGGAAGAAAAGCAGAAUGCAAGAAAAAAGAACAUUAAAGCACGAAAAGAAACCAAACUAAAUAAGAAGAUGAAGAAAAUGAAAAAGAAAGGUCAUAUAGUUCCUGGAUUUUAAGUGCUAUUUUUUCAAUUGAUUUUAUUGUUAUAGGUCAAUAUUUUGUGGUAAGUGGAUGUGUUAUACAUUUAAGUGAAUUAAAUUUGAUAGAAAUUGCAUCAGUUGAGACGUAAAGCUUGCUGAAAUGAUAUUCCAAACUUUCAUACACGAGCACAACAAAGUGUCAUGAAAUGAUUGUUGACAAUAAAUAUUUUAUCUUAAAAACUCUUUAUUUUGUAACUGUUAAAUAUUGUAUUGGACUUGUAAAUUUGAGAAGUUUUUUUUUUUUUCGUAAAUUGCUAUUUUCAGUUAGUAUGAGUAAAAUAUAUGUUUACAGUUUUGCUAGCUGAUAUUUUUGUAUAUAAAUUUUUGACUGGAGUGUAAACAAAUCAUGUCACUGAGCACCGAGAAGUAAAUAAUUUCAGAAUUAAGACCAGAUUAUAGUUUAAUUUGCCAUUUGUUUUUAUGGCCUUUAUUUGGGUAAUGUCUUCCUCGUGUUGAUCUUUUAAAAUUUUCAAAAGUGUAUCAAGAGAAUUGAUGUUGAACUUUUAUAUAUUUUAAGUCUGUUUGUAUUUUUAGCUUACAAGGUCAAAGUGGAUGAUGGGCAAAUGCUGCUUGUAGUUUAUUGUGCAAAGCAUGGCUGAUAACUAUUGUGUAUGCCAAUAUCUACAUCAUAUGGGAUUAAUAAAAUUACUACUGUAAUAGUUCUA